AUGGUGCGCCACGCAGCUGUGCAACGUCAUCCUCCCUUCCACGGGCAGGAUUUCCCGCUGCGCGCCGUUGCUCGCGCGAGGUACGUCGGUGUCCUCGUGGCGGCCCAGCGGCCAGACGCGGAACCGGCGCCGUGGCAGAGGCGCGAGAAGGUAUGGCACCCCGAGCUCGGCGAGGUGAUUGUCAAGCAUGGGUUCGCAGACACUCAGUGGCUGCGGACCCACAGCUCUUGGUGGCCGCGGGACGAGCCGCACUUCAACCGGGAGGCCGGCGUGUCCAGCCAUCCCCUGACCAUCAACGACGAGAGCGCGAAGCUUAUCCGACACCAGCUCGGCUCCCCGCGCUGCGCCUGA
Molecule: messenger RNA, 351 nt
Organism: Prorocentrum cordatum
Lineage: Eukaryota; Dinophyceae; Prorocentrales; Prorocentraceae
Source: the annotation of a GenBank genome assembly